Messenger RNA from Bipolaris maydis ATCC 48331, 600 nucleotides. RefSeq lists its product as uncharacterized. NCBI's taxonomy places the organism in Eukaryota, Fungi, Ascomycota, Dothideomycetes, Pleosporales, Pleosporaceae. The record is from RefSeq and is a predicted model, not a curated record.
AUGUCUUCCUCAUCGCCGCCCCCUCCAGAGCGCAAUAUUCAGAGGUCUAAGCGAAAAGCCUCAAGCUCGCCGUCACCAAUACUUCAAGAAGAUACUAUCAAGCGGGUCAAGGCACGAGAUCAAUCACUUAUUGGUGAUGAGCAUAACGGCAAAAGAACCAUCUCGAUUCCGGUAGAGAUGGAUUCUCCGCAUACGUAUGAGUGCAUGGGUCUAACCCCCCAAGCGGCACGAGCUAUAUACAACGAUGGAAAAGAGAUUCGAGAUGGCUUGUUGAACGACUAUGGCGAGGAUUUCGAUGCGGACUUUUUUGAGUGUAGUCUUGAGGCAUACUUGGUUAAGAGAGUUACUAGAGUCUGUGGUGAGGUACUCGCAGCUGGAGAUGGAAACAACUGGAGAGAAGCAAUGACAGAGGCUGGCAUCAAGAAAGAGUUUCAAGAUGCUCUGAUGGAUGAGGAGUUCGAGGCUAUCCGUGGCACACAGUCUCUCCAGUGUUGGCUCGAGGAGAUCUUCGGCAACUACUUCCGCACAUUCGAACACAUGAACGCGAGCAUCCUGGACGACCCUAAGAAGGACGUUUCGGUAAUGGGGAAGGAUGUUUAG